This is a messenger RNA of Procambarus clarkii (red swamp crayfish), 3890 nucleotides long. Lineage: Eukaryota; Metazoa; Arthropoda; Malacostraca; Decapoda; Cambaridae. The record is from RefSeq and is a predicted model, not a curated record.
CAGUAGUGUGGGUAAUGGCCGUCGCGGGGCGGGUAAGCGGGCGCGAGGGACAGGGAUUCUCAAUGGUCAUCAUGGUCGGCCUCGACCUAAUGGUCAUCCCCUCCAGCAGCAGAAUCCCCAAGACAUCCCGCAGCCACUGUCCCCAGUUUCACCCCAUGCUAUACCCCAAGCCUCGCCCCAGCAACCAUCAUCCAUACUGUCUCAGACACAAAUUCCAUUUAGAGACAUGCCCAAAACACAAGCCUGUCUGAAGAAGCUAAGCGGCGCAGUAAUAGCUCCAGCUAUAUCCACGUCACUUGUAACUGCGAGUAAAGGAAGAGAGCGUUGGGGAGGGUGGCUCGGUGGUUCACUGGGCUCCCACGGUGGACGGAGUGAAGUUUCUCGACAGCAUGCCAACUCCAGUCCUCUGCACUCUUCUGAGCUGAGAAGUUCUGGCUUUGACAUGACUAAACUAUAUCCCGAGUUGUCUGCCAAGCUGGGCCUCACCAAGCACAAUCCAAGUGACAAUAUACAUAACCAUAAAAAUGGCAUUACUGUCAGAGAAAAUUUUACCUCAGGCCCUUUAAGAAAACUAGAAACUGUGACAGAUGACUCUAGAAUUAAGGUCGUUUCUACUGGCCAGAUUAUUAACAAUACAAAAGGACUUAUAGCUGCCAAACUUGGUAAUGGAGUUCAAACUAGUAAAUCCAGUAGUGUUAAGCCAUCAAAGCCAAAGCCCAGAUGUAGUGAUAGAGGGCAGAGAAGGGGGAAUCACAGUCGGACAAGCGGAAGACCAGACGGCAUCUCUUCAGGAACAGUACACACUUCCACCCAUGGGCUAGGUCCAGCUCCUAGCAAGGGACCAAGCUCAUCUAGCAGCAUCAAAAGUACUGGUACCAUCAAUAUCCGAAGUGAAAGCAACAGUUGUAACACUAGUAGUAUACUGGAAGAACAGCUUAGAGGGGGAGUCAACCAGCGGCAAGUGGUAGCUGUGUCGCAAAGUUUAACCUUGAAUCAAUCUAGGAUAUCGCAACCAACUCUCCCUAGACCUGUUGCGGUGUCUGCUUCUCUCACUCUAUCAUCAACGUCGGCCUCCCCUGGUAGGAGUCUAGUCAUGACGCCCACCACCUACCUUCCUUCAGUGACCACCCAUCAGACUCGAGUGGUCACGUUACUUCCUCGGAGGCUUCCGCCACCUGCCAUCACCGGUACUGCUGCUGCCACUCUUCCCGAGCCUCUCUUACGGGUCCACACGCUACGGGAAAAAUAUUACGCUUAUAAUUCCGAUCUCUUUCCCUUAGGCGUUGAGACGAGCGAGGAGAGUGAUGGCAGUGACACAGAUGACCUUUGUGGGAGUCAACAAGGCUGGCUAGACCCCAAUGAUGGCCCUUAUGAAAGAUACCAAAGUUGGGUGAACAAUACUCAUGAGUUGAGUGGGAGACAGCAGAGUUGGGUGGAUCCUGCAAGUUUAUCACAUUUAUCAGGUGGCUCUAGCUGUCAGCGAUCCAUCAUGCUCUCCGUUGCCCUUGCAUCACACAGAAGACAAGUUACUGCAUCUCGUGUUCGAACGGAAGUGCGUUCAUGGGAGGUUGAGAGGCGGUGUCCCCUCACGCAGACCCUAGUAGAUGCAGCACGCACUCAUCCUCGCCUUACGGCAGAUGCUUGCUGCCUCUACCGUACUUCAAGAACUAACCAAGAAUCUCCAAAAAUAAAAUCUAGGUUUAGAUCAUCGGUGCUGAUGCGACGGGGGUGUGUGUACAAUGACGGCGAGGGUGGCGGAGAGUGUCGGGAACUCUCGUUGCCUGGGACGAGACACUGCUUACGGCAUAUCAUGUAUAAUGUGGAUCAACAGUUGUAUACUCACUGCACCGCACGGCACCCAGACAACACGUUGUGUCGGGUGCCCGUAUUUGAUGUCUCCCAUGAGCUUCCACUGUGUUCGCAGCAUAGCAAAACACAGGAAAAUAAUGUUAAAACCGUUUUGGAAGAGAUUCCAAAGCCUAAAAGAUCUCGGAAAAAGAACAAAAUGCCAAUUUUGUCGAGAUACGGCAAGCGAAGCAAGAAACGGAGGAGAUCUUCCAAUUCUAUGUGUUCAGUGAUUCCAUCUACCAGUGUACGACCCCCUAUGGCCAGUCAGUCUUCACUCUCCUCCCCACAGCCUUCCCCCACAACCCCACAAACUUCCCCACAUUUCUCAACAGCUUCAUGUACAGAUUCUGUGGCUGAAGCAGAGGAGAGUGAACUAGAUGACGACAUGGAGGGUAUGGUAGAAGGCCUCGAUGCAGCAUCUCGUCUGUUGGACCCGCGUGACCUCCAAGAUGUCUUGAACCGUAUCCCAGAUCAUGAGUUAACACAGCUCUUUGAUGCUCCAGAAGGUAAGACGGGAGAGUUCGAGAAUGCUGCAGACGACAAGGGUGAGAUAGACACAGAUCGGGGUGAUGAUGACGAUGAUCACUCAAUAGGUUCUCCAAUACAAGCUCAUAGUCCCCCAUGUACAACUCCAACUGUUGCUGCAGCCACCACCACCACCACUACCACCACCACCACUGCCUCGUCUACACCUCCAUUAACGGAAGAAGGCACUACGCUAAGUUUGGACGAAUCCACCUUAAAUGAACUUGUUGCUGGUAACAUCCCAAUAGACUCUAUUAUCUCUUCCUCCUUCAACCAGCAAGAGCUUAACACUAUAUCACAGGCUUUGUCCAAUAUUGUACAGGAAAAUAAUAUUAAUCUUGCAGGAUUUGACCUCAGUGCAGGUAAUUCUUUUUCUGCUUCUGAAGCAGGAGGGUCUGGUCCGGUGGGAGAUGUAAGUGAUAAUUCACUCAUGUCGCAGGCCAGUGAUGGAGUGGGCCAAGCAGACUUUAGUGAAUCGGGACGUCCAGUAUCUGAUUGUAAAGUUAAUUUAUUAAGUCACUGCCCUGGAAUUAUAGGAGACACUGCCACACUCUCCCCAUUAAAAUAAUUACAUGCUGGUGUUACUACUCAUCAUUGUAGGCAUCUUCAUUGUUGGUCACGCUGAAUAAUGUGGAAAGUAGAGUGCGUUAAUACAAUAUGGAUGGGUUACCUUGAUUGGUGUUCUCUUUAAAUACAGUAAUGUUUUAUACAGAAACAUAUUUCUUUGUCAUUUUUAUCUGCAUUGUUUUCAGUCAGUGUGUAAAUGGUAAUAUAAGACAAAGUUGAAUUGUGAUUGCAACCAUUUAGUCAUAUUGUUACAUUCACUCGGAUUUGUUGUCAUGCGGUGAUUUCUGCGGCAAAAGUCAGUUAUCUCAAGUGGCUGAGUGCAGCUCAAGCGCAUUACUAGUUGCAGAUGUGUGCUUAGUACAAGGUCAUCUUCAAUUUUUAACCUUUUUUUUUUUUUAUAUGUAUAUAGAUUUGUUCAAUGAGUUCAAGAAUAUUUAAUAUGGAACUGCUUGGGGCAUAUUUUGAUUUGCAUUGAUUGACAUAUUUAUUAUUAGUAAUUUAUGCACGUCAAAAAAUGACUUGAGUUCACCAAAUUUCCAUGAUUAUUUUUUUUUUUUUUUUUUUUUUUUUUGUGUCUUUAUAAUAUAUGACCUGAUUUAAUAGUUGAAAACUGGCAUGUGUAUUUUACAUAUCUGAGCUGUGUACAGGCAAGAGGCACUGGGGUUCUGAGGAGUUGUGCAUUGGGAGGGGUAUGCUGUAUAUAAACCAUGCAUGUUAUUGGUAUCCAUUGUGGUGGAAAUGUUGUUUGAUACUGUUAGUAGAAGCAUUAAAAACUAUCUGCUAAUUUUGAGGCGUUUUUCCAAGAGUGUGUGUGUGUGUGUGGCUCGGCUCGGACCACACGGCGACCAAGACACUGGUAUUCUGGACAGUGUACGAGGUUGCAGGCUCAUGGCGUCUGUGGGGAUUGGCAUGAAUUACAAGUUUUUAUUGUCAUUAUUAUUAUUAUUUAU